AUGCCGGCGGCCGCGGACACAGGCCAGGAGGCUGGCCUGAGCAAUACCGGUGACAAGGACAGGGACCUGCAGAUGCUGUUCCAGGAACUCUGCCAACUCCAGGCAAAACAGAGGAAGCUGAAGAGAGAGGUGGAGAAGCAUAAGGUUUUUGAAGACUAUCUGAUCAAGGUCCUUGAGAAAAUCCCCAAGGGCCACAACCAAAAGGAGGAGCCGGAGGCGGCCCUGGUGGAGGCCAUGGUGGAGCACUAUGGGAAACUCUUCGCAAUCAGCCAGGACAUCCAGAAGCAUCUGGAGGCCUUCUUCAAGAUGAGCCAGGCCGUCCACCAAAGCCUGGAGGGACCUCUAGAGGGAGGCCAUAGGGCUCUUAUCCUGAGCCUCAAGAUCCGGCUGUGCCAGCUGCAGAAGAAGUGUCACCGCAAGCAGGAGCAGUGGCGGCAGUUGGAACAUGGUGUCACCUACCAGAAAGACACAGGCAGCUGUGAUGUGAGAAGUAAGGUUGCUGAUCACAACCCUGAAGGCCUGAAGUCCACAACUCUGGAGCUUCCCAGAAACCAACUGCUCAACUGCAUGCAAACGGCCAUCCACAGCACGGCCCAGCAGCGCUGCGCCUCUGCCCACGGUGUGCCCAAGGGCGCGGGUCUCUUCUCCAAGCUCGACCUCAUCCGGGAAUUUAUGUUGGACAAAAUGGAGACUGUGAGAUUCAUCUCACCGCUCACGGGACCCAGAGUGUGCUGGACAGCAGACAACCCCAAGGACCAGGGCCUCAGAAGUUACCCCAGACCAUUCAGGAAACAUUCAAAGAGUCAAGAUUCGAUCCCCAGGACCCCCUUUCCUAGCACCCAGACUUCAGAGUGCUCCAGCCUGUACUGA
Messenger RNA from Balaenoptera musculus (blue whale), 870 nucleotides. RefSeq names its product coiled-coil domain containing 197 (gene CCDC197). The record is from RefSeq and is a predicted model, not a curated record. Lineage: Eukaryota; Metazoa; Chordata; Mammalia; Artiodactyla; Balaenopteridae.